Messenger RNA from Rotaria socialis, 768 nucleotides. Lineage: Eukaryota; Metazoa; Rotifera; Eurotatoria; Philodinida; Philodinidae. The record is from the annotation of a GenBank genome assembly.
AUGUUAAUUGCUACUCUUGUUCUAUUGACUAAAACAACUACAACAACUAAAUGUGUUUCACCUUAUGUGCAAGCAUCAUCUGGAAUUUGUGUUAAUAUAGUUAUUGAUAUUAAUAAUUGUGGGAAACUUAAUAAUGUAUGUCGAUCGAAUUUCACAAGCUGGUCAGCUGGUCUAUGUAGUAAUUUGACGAGUAUCAAAUUGAUUAAUGGGACAUGUAUUUGGUCAGCUUCUGUCAAUGGAUUUAUUGAUGAUCAAAGUUUUACUGUAGCUGUACCAUUUAAUAUAACUCUUUAUAACACAACAACAAAAUCCGUUUCAGUAACAACGAAUGGCGUUAUUUGUCUUUCAAGUUGUUCGACUGCUUUCACCGAAACUGCUCUUCCUGCUAGUGCAUUUUCUGGCGCAACAGCUCUACCAUUCUGGAAUGAUCUAUACAUUUCUGCAAACACAUCUCAAGGCAUCUACUAUGAUACACAAGGAAUUGCUCCUAAUCGAACGCUUAUCUUUGAAUAUUACUCUAGUCAUUAUCAGCAACCGACUGAUUACUGCAAUUUUCAAAUCAUACUCCAUGAAAAUGUGCCUGGCGUUGUACAAUUUAUUUAUUAUGAAGCUACUGAUGGCGGUGUUUCUGCGACUAUUGUUGUUCAAGGCUCAAGUAGUGGCCCAUUUAUACAAUAUUCAUUUGAUCAAGCAAACUCUGUGGCACAAAAUAUGGUUCUCACAUUCGAUACCAAUACUGGAACAUACAGUAGUGCGAACAUUGGAUAG